AUUCAUCUUUCAAAAACACAAAACAUGCAUAAUCCUUAGCUUUUCCAAAACCUUAUACUCGUUUUAUUUACAGUUUGUAUGAUCAGUAACGCAGAAGGAAUCACGCAGAUCACAAGAACAAACAUAAACACUCCUUAGUUUUCCGAUCGAGAUGACAUCUUCUCCGGCGAGUGGGAACGCUCUGGUUGUGGGCCUUAGCAAGGCUUUGCUGGUUUCCGGCGUGGUGUUCUUCUUGGGGAUUGUUUUGAUCCCCAACGCCCGUAAUUGCCCCUCCGAUUUGGCCCACGUCGGAGAAUCCGAGGCCGGUGUCGCCGCCGCUGAGGCGGCGUCGACCAAUAUGAGCCACCUGAUAUUCGGGAUUGUGGGGUCGGAAGGCGCGUGGCACAACCGGAAAGCUUACGUGGAGUCAUGGUGGCGGCCGAACGUGACGCGCGGGCACAUUUUACUGGACAAGGAGCCGACGGGGGACCUCCUGCCGUGGUCGCCGCAGUCGCCGCCGUACAAGAUAUCGUACAACAUAACGGAAGUGGUAAACAAGACGAAGCACGUGGACGCCAGGGUGGCGCGUAUGGUGCACGGGAUCAGCGAGAUCGUGAGGGAGGCCGGCGAGGGCGUCCGGUGGGUGGUUAUGGGCGACGACGACUCCAUUUUCAUGGUGGAUAACAUUGUGGACCUCGUAGCGCAGUACGAUCACACCAAAUUCUUCUACAUCGGCGGCCACUCGGAGUUUGUUCUGUCAAACUUUUGGUUCUCUUUUAAUCAGGCGUUCGGCGGCGCCGGGAUCAUUUUGAGUUAUCCUCUGGCGAAAGCUCUGUCGGACGACAUCAUGGGUUGCCUGAAAAGAUACUCGCGAUUCACCAGCGCCGACAAGACUACAAUGUCUUGCGUUUCCGACCUGGGAGUCAACAUUUCUCCUCAUUCAGGUUUUCAUCAGAUGGACAUGCGUGGUGACGUGUCAGGGUUUCUGUCGUACCACCCAAACGUGCCGUUAAUGUCGCUCCACCACUUCGACAUGGCGGAUCCGAUUUUUCCGUUCACGGACAGGGCGGAGUCGGCGCGGCGGCUAAUGAAGCCGGCGGAGUUGGACCAGACGAGGAUUCUGCAGCAGGCGAUAUGUUACGAGCGGCGGUUGCGGUGGUCGUUCUCCGUCUCGUGGGGAUACUCCGCGCAGAUCUACGAGCGGAUAAUGCCGCGGAGCCACCUGCAGAAUCCGAUCGAGACGUUCGUGAAGUGGAGGGAGAGCAGCGCGCCGCCGUUCUGGAUGUUCGACGUGCGGCGGCGCUCCGGCGACCCCUGCGAGGCGCCGCAUUUCUUCUUCUUCAAGACGGUGAAGAAGCUGGCGCCGCCGCGGGACGAGAUCGUGACGACGUAUCACCGGUCGUGGAAACGGGGGAUGGGGCCGUGUUCGGUCGGAGGGAACCGCUCCGCCGACCAGAUUUCUAAGAUUCAGGUCUUCUCUCCGGCGGAAAGGCGGUUGCGGAAUGAUAGAAGUGAAUGCUGUAGCAUCGAACAAGUGAGCAAAACCCGUGCGACGAUAAAGUUAAGGAGUUGCAAGAUAGACGAGGUGAUUGCUUGAGGAACAAAGGAUAUAUAUAUAUACACGUACUAUAAGUUUGCUUAUAUCUUUUAUACUCUUAACAUUAAGUACAAAUUUAGGACUUUUGUGCUUCACUAGUGUACUACAAUUAAGGGGAAAGUGUUCUUUUGUUCCUAUUGUUUUGAGAGUUUUACACUUUUACUAUGGUGCCUAAUGUAAAGUAUAAUCAUGUAUACAUUGUAUGUAUAUCAAGUUAUACCAUUAACACCAGUAUUGAUAGUACCCGAGUAAUAAUUAAAAGAAAAUAGUAUGUAUAAUUGUACUCUGGUACUAUCUACACUUUUAAUUAGUAUGUAUAAUUGUACUCUGGUACUAUCUACACUUGUGCCGAUAGACAUCAACACUAUAGAAAAUCACUUUAUUUUGAAUACUCAUGUUUAAUAAGGUAUAGUAGGAUAAGGUAAAUACUAACAAUAACAUUCCAAACUAUAUCUCUCGACUAU
This is a messenger RNA of Ipomoea nil (Japanese morning glory), 2040 nucleotides long. RefSeq lists its product as uncharacterized. The coding region runs from base 152 to 1576 and encodes 474 amino acids. The record is from RefSeq and is a predicted model, not a curated record. The transcript is spliced from 4 exons. Gene Ontology annotation, molecular function: acetylglucosaminyltransferase activity. Lineage: Eukaryota; Viridiplantae; Streptophyta; Magnoliopsida; Solanales; Convolvulaceae.